AACACUAUCAUGACGUAAAUGUUAUUCUAACGAGGUUAUGUAUAAUUUACCAAAACAACAAUAUUAAAUAAACAUAUUAAAUGUCAAAUGAUUACCAGUGAUAACAAGUUGACUCAUCUCACAUAUGGAAAUACCCAACAAAGUGUCAAAUAGACUCAUCUCAAACUAUCAAAACUGUGAUAAAUAAUGAACAAAUUUAUAUAUGUGUGUAUUAAAAAAACAUGAUAACAAAACAAUCUCUCAAUUAAAAUUAUUUUUUAUUUAUAAAUUAAAUUAUACUGACAAUUAAAAUAACUUUUUAAUAAAUUUUUUUAUAUUAAUGAUUUUUUAUUCUUUCAAAAGAAUGAGUAUCCUAAAAAAGAGAUUAGUUAAUUUUGAUGAGGUACUCAAUGAGGAUAAUAUUGACCUCACAAAUCUCAGACGAAUUUGUUUUCAUGGAAUUCCUGAUGAGGGUGGUUUACGAUCAUUGUGCUGGAAAUUAUUAUUAAAUUAUCUGCCUCUUAACAGAUCAAAUUGGAACGAAACAUUGAAAAGAAAAAGAGAUUUAUACAAUAGAUUUAUUGAUGAUUUAAUUGUGAUGCCAGGUGAAAAUUCAAUUGAUGGUGAAAGAGUUGAUGUUACAAAAGAUGAUCAUCCAUUGAGUUCAAGUCCUGGUAGUAAAUGGCAGACAUUUUUUAAAGACAAUGAAGUUCUUUUGCAAAUUGACAAAGACGUCAGACGACUAUGCCCAGACAUAUCAUUCUUUCAACAAGGAACUGAUUAUCCUUGUGAAGCAAUUGUCAGUGAAAAUGGUCCAAAACGUUUACACUGCAGAGUUCAACAUACAGUUUUAAGAAGUGCAAAUGUUGAAAGAAAAGGCUUGGGUAUAACAAAGAUUGCUGUUUCAGUUAGAAAAGCAACUGAAGAUUAUGCACCACUUGAUGAGGGUGGUGAGGCACACUGGGAAGUACUUGAAAGAAUAUUAUUUCUUUAUGCAAAAUUAAAUCCAGGCCAAGGCUAUGUACAAGGAAUGAAUGAAAUUGUUGGACCAAUUUAUCAUGCAUUUGCUUGUGAUCCAGAUGUUAAAUGGCGAGAAAAUGCUGAGGCAGAUACAUUUUUUUGCUUUACAAAUCUCAUGGCUGAGAUACGUGAUUUUUUUAUAAAAUCACUUGAUGAAGCUGAAUUUGGUAUCAAUGCAAUGAUGAUUAAACUCAAUCAACAAGUUAAAUUAAAUGAUCAUGAUGUUUGGACUAAAUUACAGCAACAAGAUUUGUGUCCACAGUACUACAGUUUUAGAUGGUUGACUUUACUCUUAUCUCAAGAAUUUCCGCUUCCUGAUGUCAUGAGAAUUUGGGAUUCACUAUUUGCUGAUGAAAAACGUUUUAGUUUUUUAACUCAUAUUUGUUGUGCUAUGAUACUAUUGUUGAAGAAUCAAUUAUUAAAUAAUGAUUUUGCCUCUAAUGUCAAACUGUUACAGAACUUUCCAUCCAUGGACAUUCAAAUUGUCCUCUCAAAAGCUGCCACAUUAGCCGGGAAAACACUCGAUACACCAUAAAUAAAAUUAGACAAUCCAGUUAAAAUAAAAAAAAUUAAUAAUUCAUUUAGAUUAUUAAUUAAUACAUAUAUAUUCGAGAAAUAUCAUGGUCGGUAUUUGCUAAUUUUGUUAAGUAUAAAUUAUUUACAAUCAUUACUUUUCUUUUUAUAAAAAAUUUUACCAUUUAUAAAACGUUAAAAAUUCGUGAUAUACAAUAUCAAUUAUUAAACAAUACUUAAUAUUAUGAUAUAUAAAAAAUAAAACACCAAUUUUUUGGUUUAAAAAAAUUCAAUUUUACAGAGUCCAAUGUGUCUUCCUGGCAUUUUUAUACUCAAAAUAAUUAUAAUGAUGAAAAAAAAAUUUAGACUGAUGAUAAUUUGAUGAUUUAUAUGACAAUAUUUUCAGCAAUCAUAAUAAACCAGAUUAUUUUUGUAACGCAUUAGCGUUUAUAUGGACUCUUUAUAAAAUAAAAUGUUGAAAAAAAAAAAAAAAUAUUUGAUAUUAUAAAUAACAAUAACAAUAGCUGUUUAUAAUAUUUUUUAAAAAAACCAUUGAUUGAUUUUUAUUUUUAACAAAUAAGAUUUGUUAAAAUAAAUAAAUAAAAUUCAUUGUGAUGAUAUAAAAUACGAGAUAAAUAUGAUUAUAAGUUUGGAGAUUUUGUUGGGACAACAAUGUGAAAUUUGUGAUGUAAGCACACCGGAUGAAAUCGCAAGUAUUAUAUUAAAUCCAUAAAGCUUGAGAUAAAAUAAGACUAUAUAUAAUGCUAAAAAAAAUGAGUUAAAUAAAGUAGACUCUUCUUGGAUCCACUCCCUUGUGAAUUAAACAGGUAAAAAAAUAAAUAAAAUUGAAUUUCGAA
Molecule: messenger RNA, 2369 nt
Organism: Aphidius gifuensis
Lineage: Eukaryota; Metazoa; Arthropoda; Insecta; Hymenoptera; Braconidae
Product: TBC1 domain family member 13
Exons: 10
Coding region: 320-1534 (404 amino acids)
Biological process (GO): activation of GTPase activity; intracellular protein transport
Molecular function (GO): GTPase activator activity
Source: RefSeq, a predicted model, not a curated record